Molecule: messenger RNA, 1180 nt
Organism: Cyprinus carpio (common carp)
Lineage: Eukaryota; Metazoa; Chordata; Actinopteri; Cypriniformes; Cyprinidae
Product: calpain-2 catalytic subunit-like
Molecular function (GO): calcium ion binding
Source: RefSeq, a predicted model, not a curated record
AGAGUUACACAACAAAGAGGGUGGGGUGUUUCUCAUGACCAAUCAUGCCAUUAUUCGCAACAUUUCUGGCUCACUGAUUGGCCUUUGUCUCUGUCAGUUUCAAGGUCAGCGUGACGUGCACCUCGAUAAGAACUUCUUCCUGACACAUGCGCAGAAAGCUCGCUCUGAGACGUUCGUUAACCUGAGAGAGGUCUGCACACGCUUCAAGCUGCCUCCUGGAGAGUACCUCGUCGUGCCGUCCACCUUCGAACCCAACAAGGACGGAGACUUUUGCCUGCGCGUCUUUUCCGAAAAACAGACCGAAACACUACCAUGUGAUGACCCUGUGGAUGCUGAACUACCUGAUGAGACUGUCUCAGACAGUGAAGUUGAUUCUGGAUUCAGAGGCAUGUUCGUAAAACUCGCCGGAGCUGACAUGGAAAUCUCAGCCGCAGAGCUCACGACCAUCUUAAACAAAAUCAUCGCGAAACGAACUGACAUAAAGACGGACGGCUUCAGUUUGGAGACGUGUCGUAUCAUGGUGAACCUCAUGGAUGACAAUGGGAAUGGAAAACUUGGUUUGGGAGAGUUCGCCACUCUCUGGAAGAAAAUUCAGCGAUACCUUGGAAUUUACAAGAAGAAUGACAUGGAUAAUUCAGGAACCAUGAGCACUCCAGAGCUGCGUUUGGCGCUGAAAGAAGCCGGUUUCACUCUUAAUAACACUAUAUUUCAGCUACUAGUAGCACGUUAUGCCGAGACAGACAUGACUCUUGACUUUGAUAACUUUGUGGCCUGUCUCAUGCGUCUGGAGAUGAUGUUCCGGGUGUUCAAAAAGCUGGAUCCUCACCACAGUGGCUUCAUUGAGCUGGACUUUGUGCAGUGGCUGAACUUCACUAUGAUUUAGACGACUCAUCGCCAGACCACACCACUCAAGAGUGAAUUAUUAAGAUUACAUGUGUUACAUUUUUUGUUUACUUUUAUUUUUUUAAAUUGUCUAUUGCACUUUCGUUUCGACCAGUCUUAGAUACAGAGUGUUGCGUGAUUUUACGGCGUUUGACAUUGGCACACUUUUUUCGUUUACAAAUGCAAGCAUCCUUGAACUAGGAGAAUCUUAACCACUGUAUAAUAAAAAAAACAAUUGUGUGCAUUAUUAUGAAUGUUUUCUCUUCAAAGGACAUUAUUAAACACUUUUGAAACAGUA